Molecule: messenger RNA, 1288 nt
Organism: Clupea harengus (Atlantic herring)
Lineage: Eukaryota; Metazoa; Chordata; Actinopteri; Clupeiformes; Clupeidae
Gene: capza1b
Product: capping actin protein of muscle Z-line subunit alpha 1b
Biological process (GO): barbed-end actin filament capping; actin cytoskeleton organization
Cellular component (GO): F-actin capping protein complex; cortical cytoskeleton
Molecular function (GO): actin filament binding
Source: RefSeq, a predicted model, not a curated record
UAUGGUUAUGACCGUGACAGCACUGUUCCCGAGGUGCUUUGCGAGGUGAGGCUGGUCCCGAGAAGCUAAGAUGACCGAUUUUGAUGAGCCGCUCUCCGAAGAGGAGAAGGUCCGCAUUGCAGCCAACUUUGUGACCCACGCUCCACCAGGAGAGUUCAACGAAGUCUUCAACGAUGUGCGACUUCUCCUCAACAAUGACAAUCUUCUGCGCGAGGGGGCGGCACAUGCCUUCGCCCAGUACAACAUGGAUCAGUUCACUCCUGCCAAACUACCUGGCUCUGAUGAGAUGGUGUUGAUCACGGAGCAUGGGGACCUAGGCCAAGGGCGGUUCUUCGACCCGCGCAGACAGGUGUCGUUCCGCUUCGACCACCUGCGCAAGGAGGUGAGCGACCCGCAGCCACACGAGGGCGAGGGGGGGCUGAAGGCCUGGCGGGACGCCUGUGACGACGCCCUCAGCGCCUACGUCAAGGAGCACUACCCCAGCGGAGUGUGCACCGUCUACGGCAAGACGGUGGACGGACAGCAGACCAUCAUCGCCUGCGUCGAGGGACACCAGUUCCAGCCCAAGAACUUCUGGAACGGCCGCUGCAGGUCAGAGUGGAAGAUGACCCUCAGCCAGGCCACCGCUCAGGUGGUGGGGGUGCUCAAGAUCCAGGUACAUUACUAUGAGGAUGGAAACGUGCAGCUCGUCAGCCACAAGGAGGUGGAUGAUUCGGUCAUAGUAACUAACGAAGCUGCCACCGCCAAGGAGUUUGUAAAAAUCAUUGAGAAUGCAGAGAACGAUUAUCAGACGGCGAUCAGUGAGAACUACCAGACCAUGUCCGACACCACCUUCAAGGCCCUGCGCCGUCAGCUCCCGGUCACGCGCACCAAGAUCGACUGGAACAAGAUCCUCAGCUACAAGAUCGGCAAGGAGAUGCAGAACGCCUAGAACCGGCCGGAACCCUCUCCCCCGGUCUGCCCCUGCCCACCCCCCCCCCCCUCCCCCGGAUAGCUUCGGCCCGCCUCGCAUGAGGGGGUGGGGUGGGGUGGGGUGGGGUGGGGGAUGACUCGCCUCGGGGAAGCGUGUAGGAACUCUUGUGUGUAAAUGUGUGUUAGCGAGGAGGGGACAGGAUGGCUGACAUGGGUGGGGUGUGUGUGUGGGGGCGGGGGGGUGAGGACACAUUGAGGGCUGUGGAGGGGGAGGGGGGGGGGGGGGGGGGUCACUGAUGGACUGGAUCUGAUUGCUAUGCUCAUGUCACAUGCUGUUCUUCUGUUUCAAAACAACCAGUGCAAGAUCUCAACACCA